This is a messenger RNA of Octopus bimaculoides (California two-spot octopus), 4833 nucleotides long. RefSeq lists its product as uncharacterized. Gene Ontology annotation, molecular function: RNA polymerase II cis-regulatory region sequence-specific DNA binding; DNA-binding transcription factor activity, RNA polymerase II-specific. The record is from RefSeq and is a predicted model, not a curated record. Gene Ontology annotation, biological process: regulation of DNA-templated transcription. NCBI's taxonomy places the organism in Eukaryota, Metazoa, Mollusca, Cephalopoda, Octopoda, Octopodidae.
UCUAGUUCCGUUGUAGGCGGUCGUCAGUGUUUACGUUUUUGAAUUAAGGAAACUAAUUAACUUUAGAUUCAUUAAAACCUAAUUAAGGAGAGAUGCAUAUUUAUUUACGGCUCUUUAUGACAUGCGUUGAUGUAAGGAAGGUUGGCACAUCCUCAUGGAGAGACAUUCCAGUUAAUUGCAGUGUCUCAGUCCACCAAAAUCCGUUUCCUUCUUGGUGCUCCUCCGUAAAUGUUGUUGUUUAGCACGAGAGAGUUUGGUCAAUAUUGAAACUGUGACUAAUAGAAAUAAUAGACACGGCAUUGGUUAAUUGAGAUAAUUGGACAUUAAUUGUGACACCUCUGACCAUUUCAGUGGGGCACCAUCACCUCCUCCUCUUAUAUUUUCAAAUUGGUUCCACAUUGUUUAUGUUUUCUGGUGAAUCUGAGUCAAGAACUGCUCCAAGAUUCUUUAAACAAAUAUGAAAUUUUAAGAACUAAAGAAGGACAUUAUCAAGAAUGAUUUUGGCAAUAUUUCUGUAACUCUUGUUCAAUUACUGGAAAAUAUUUGAUUUACAAUUAAGAGCUAUUGUUUAAUUGAUUGGAAAUAUAUUGGCUGGCUGAGUGGUGGUGGUUAAAACUGGAGAAAUUUAAAAUUAUACUUUAAUUAUAAUUUUGUAGUGUUUGAGUUUUGGAAUUGAAAUAUUGGUCAGAAAGGAAUUAUGGAAGAUAAACAGUGUGAGGGCCAAGUUAAAGGUGAAAAACUCUCUGAGAAUAUUGGUUUAUCUGAUGAACGAUGCAUCAAUACAAGGAAGAAAUUAAAUUGUGUUGAUAAAUCUAGUCAUGUCACUGAACGUAAGUUAAAAAACACAAAUUCACAGAGCUCUUCCUGUGAUAUUUCUGGUAAGACGUUCUCAAACAAAGAUGGUAUGCUUGGACAUAAACAUAGUCAUGUAGAUGAGAAACCAUACCACUGUGAUAUCUGUGGCAAAACAUUCUCCCAGAAAGGUGGUAUGAUUGUACACACACGCAGUCAUACAGGUGAAAAACCCUUCUCUUGUGAUAUUUGUGGCAAAUCAUUUUCACAGAAAGGUGGUAUGCUCCAGCACAAACGUAUUCAUACAGGUGAGAAACCUUACCCCUGUGACGUCUGUGGCAAGACGUUCUCAAACAAAAGUGGUAUGCUCGUUCACAAACGAAUUCAUACAGGUCAGAAGCCCUACCCUUGCGAUGUCUGUGGCAAAACAUUUGUAAACAAAAGUAGUAUGCUUGUCCAUAAACGUAUUCAUACUGGGGAGAAACCUUACCAUUGUGAUAUCUGUGGUGUAUCUUUUACUCAAACUGGGGGUUUAACUUCUCACAGACGGGUUCACACAGGUUAAAAAUGGUAAUUCUGUCAUAGUAGCACUUCAAAUCACAGACAAACCCAAAUUAAUCAAAAAUCACAGAACUGGAAUAUAAUCUUUGUUAAACCAUGUCUACAUAACUAGAAUGGUCACACACAUUCCUCAUUGUCAUUGUUGGUUUAAUGUUUAUUUUUCCAUGCUUGCAAGGAUCAGACAAGAGUAUUUGGGCAGAGUUUUCGGCAGUUGGAUGCCUUUCCUGCCACCAAUCUCUACCUGUUUCCAAGUUUUGUAAUUUCCUCCCAGUCUAUCAAACGACAAAAGGUCCAACAUUGAUAACAUGUAGAAGUGGAAGCAAAUGACAUUGAAAUGAGCCUUUUGUUUACAAAUAUCAUAUAACAUGUCAAGAUGUUCAGGAACCUGGACAUGCUUUUAGGGUGGACUGCAUGCAGAUAACACCGGUAGUGAAGCUACUGACGACCCGACAAGCAAUUGCCCGACAGACACUUUCACUUUAUCUGUGAUUUCGGUGAAUCUUCCUGUACUCAAAAAUUGUAUUUUUCCUCAGUUUGCUGAAGUAAAGAACCACCAGGUGCCAAAAGGCCUUGGCUUUUGUGCCAGCAGACAGUGUUGUAACAGCAUUUGAGCAAUUACAAGAAAAUUUGUGUCAUGAAGCAGAUCCAGUAAUUGAUUACUAUGAAGAUGCUUAUAUCGGUAGAAUAGGACGGUGUAACAGAGGCAGCCCACUCUUUCUUAUUUGUAUGUAGAACAUAUAUGGCCAUGGAUGCAAUGAUUUGCCACGAAAAAUUAAUUCCUUGGAGGUAUGGCAUAACCAUUUACAGGCGAAUAUAACAUCAAGUCAUCCAAAUAUCUGGUGUUUUCUUCAGGUAUUGAAAAUGGAAAAAGCACUUAACGACACAACCAUCAACCAGAUGCUGGCAGGACAUCAACCUUCACCUAAAAGGGAAAAAAUAGCAAGAUUUAAUGAAAGAGAUUGCAAUUGUCUGUCUCUUGUCAGUUGUCCGGAUACCCUUAGACUAUUUUGAGGAAUUUUAGUCAAAUUAAUUAACCCCUUACUUAUUUCCUUUUAAGUCUGGCACUUAUUCUGUCAGUCUCUAUUGCCAAACCGCUAAGUUACAGGGAUAUAAGCACACCAACAAUAGUUGUCAAUUUGUGGUGGAGGACAAACACUGACACAAAGACAUGUACACAUUAAUGUAUAUACAUAUGAUGGGCUUCUUUUAGUUUUCAUCUACUAAAUCCUCUCACAAGGAUUUGGUUUGGCCCAGGGCUAUAGUAGAAGACACUUGCCCAAGGUGCAUGCAGUGACUCUGAGACUAAGAUUUUGUGAUUUGGAAAAAAAUUUCUUAACACACAGCCGCAACUUCAUCUAAAUUCUAAAACUGAACAAUGAGAAUAUUCUUUAUUUGUGAGUUAAGAAGGCAACCAAUGGUUUCAUGAGGAGAGAGCUUCACAAUUAUUCAAGCAUGCCACAUGGAAGUGUUGGUACUUGUUUCCAUUUUGAAUGAGAAUACACAAGGUUACACAAGUGUAAAUGGGAUUUCAAAAUAAAUAUAGAGCUUACAAGAGGUAACGCAUCUUAAUUGUUAUCUCCCUUGCAUCAGCUCUGGAUUUUUGUAAGAAGUCAUUUGAAGUCAUUUGAAUGAGAACUGGCAAAGUUAUUAGAUUGCGAAAUGAUAUCAAAUUUUUUGGUGCUUAGGAAGCUUGCUUCCCAGCUACAUGGUUUCAGGUUCAGUCCCACCGCGUGGCACCUUGGGCAAGUGUCUUCUGCUAUAGCCCUGAGCCGACCGAAGCUUUGUGAUUGAAUUUGGUAGGCGGAAGUUACUGCCGUGUGUGUAUAUGUCUGUGUAUGUGCUUGUGCCUCUCUCCCAGAGAGUGAGAGGGAAAAAAAAUAUAUUUAUAUAUAUAUAUAUAUGUAAAUAGAGUUAUUAAUAUUUCUAAGUCUCUCUAAAGGAGACUACGGCAGCAGUACUGGAAAUUAAUAGUUAUCGCCAAGCCAACAUGGCAGUCCCAAAAUUAGGACGAAUGCUACCGUGAAUUAGCUCCAAGAGGCCAUAUAUAUAUAUAUAUUUUAUCCUUUACUUGUUUCAGUCAUUAGGCUGCAGCCAUGCCGGGGCACUGCCUUGAUGAAUUUUUAGUUGAAUAAAUCAACCCCUGUACAUUUUUUUUUAAGCCUGGUAAUAUUCUAUUGGUAAUUUUUGCCAAACCACUAAGUUACAGGGAUGUAAACACACCAACACCAGUUGUCAAGCAGUGGUGGGGUGGGGAACAAGCACACACAUGGCAAUGCAGUGGGACUGAACUCGGAACCAUGUAGCUGGGAAGCAAGCUUCUUACCACACAACCAUACCUAAACACACACACAUCUUCAUCUUUUAACGUUCAUUUUGCAUGUUUGCAUGGGUCACAGAUUUUGACAGCAUCCAAAGAUUGCAUUGUGCUUCAGUUUCCGCUUUGGCAUGGUUUCUUCAGCUGGGGUUUUUUUUUUCUAUGGCAGUAACACUUGUUAAUUUGCCAUGCAACCUGUGAGUCUAAGAUUCCCUUUGAAUCAGUAAACUGCAAUCAACUUACAUUCAUUCACUCAUUAAAAAACAACUUUUGAGCAUGGUCGUUGCUAGAACCACCUGACUGGCCCUUGUGCCAGUGGCAUGUAAAAGCACCCACUACACUCUCGGAGUGGUUGGCGUUAGGAAGGGCAUCCAGCUGUAGAAACUUUGCCAGAACAGACUGAGCCUGGUACAGCCUUCUGGCUCACCAGUCCUCAGUCAAACCGUCCAACCCAUACCAGCAUGGAAAGCGGAUGUUAAAUGAUGACGAUGAUGAUUUAUUUAUUUUAAUCUCUGCUAAAGUUUGUUAUACUUUGUGUGCACUGAGAAAUAAAUGAGGAAUCUAUAUCAAACUUAUUCGUAAUAUAUUCUGUUGUGAGACUAAAACUCCUUGUUUACAGUUUAAGGAAGGCAACCUUUUAAAACCAUGAAAAAAGAAACUCUUUUGUAAUAGAACUUUGUGCAAGAAUUCAAAACACUAAUUACACUGUUUACUUUGAACAGCUGUAAAUAUAACCCACCAUGGUGAAAGAAAGGAAUAGCCUAACACCUAUUGGAUGUCCCAAAUUGAAGUUCCAGACUUUGUUGUAGAAUUCUUUUCAAUUGGUUCAUGAAUGUUAAGACAAAAUUACAUAAAAAGGUCUGACUCUGCAGAAAAUGGCAAAAGAACUGGUGCAAUGUCUCAUUAAAUUUCAUAAAAUUAUAUUAUUAUUUCUUUAAAUUUAUUAUAUUUUUUAUUUAUCUUCUAUCUUUUACUUGUUUCAGUCAUUAGACUAUGGCCAUGCUGGGGCACCACCUUGAAGAAUUUUAAUCGAUUUUGGUAUUUUUUUAAAAAACCAGAUACUUAUUCUAUCGAUCUCUUUUACUGAACUGCUAAGCUACAGGGCCAUAAACACAACACUGGUUGUCAAGCAGUAGUGGGGGACAAACAGACACAAACAUACAUGU